AUGAAGAAAGUGUUCAUGUUUCUGUCUCUUCUCUUUUCUUCCACUUUCCAUGUCUCCCUCUCCUUCAGCGACGGUCUUGUGGCAAAUGGGAAUUUCGAGCUUGGUCCAAAACCAUCAGAGCUAAAAGGAACAAUAGUAACAGGAGGCAAAAACUCAAUACCAGAAUGGGAAAUUUCAGGAUUAGUAGAAUACAUAAAAUCAGGACAAAAACAAGGUGACAUGUUACUGGUUGUACCAGAAGGUGCUUAUGCAGUGAGAUUAGGAAAUGAAGCAUCUAUUAAACAAAGAAUAAAAGUGAUUAAGGGAAUGUACUACUCAAUCACUUUUAUGGUGGCACGUACUUGUGCACAAGAAGAGAGAAUUAAUAUUUCUGUUGCUCCUGAUUUUGGUGUUAUUCCUAUUCAAACUUUGUAUACAAGUAGUGGUUGGGAUCCUAUUGCUUAUGGAUUCAAAGCUGAGUUUGAUGUUGUGGAAAUGGUUAUUCAUAAUCCUGGUGUUGAAGAAGAUCCUGCUUGUGGACCUCUUAUUGAUUCUGUUGCUCUUAGAACUCUUUACCCUCCUAGACCUACUAAUAAGAACAUAUUAAAGAAUGGUGGAUUUGAAGAAGGACCUUACAUAAUUCCAAACUCAUCCUAUGGAGUAAUUAUCCCACCAAACAUAGAAGAUGACCAUUCACCUCUCCCAGGAUGGAUGGUAGAGUCCUUAAAAGCAGUAAAGUACCUAGACUCAGACCAUUUCUCAGUUCCAGAAGGAACAAGAGCAAUAGAGCUAGUAGCAGGUAAAGAAAGUGCAAUAGCACAAGUGGCUAGAACAAUUCCAGGCAAAACCUAUGUUCUCUCAUUUUCUGUUGGUGAUGCAAGCAAUGCAUGUCAAGGUUCAAUGAUUGUUGAAGCAUUUGCUGGUAGAGACACCAUUAAAGUGCCUUAUGAAUCCAAAGGGAAAGGUGGUUUCAAACGCGCUGCUCUUAAGUUUGUGGCUGCUGGAACAAGAACAAGAGUGAUGUUUCUUAGUACUUUUUAUAGUAUGAGAAGUGAUGAUCUUUCUUCUCUUUGUGGACCUGUUAUUGAUGAUGUUAAGUUGCUUAGUCUGCGUAAACCAUAA
Lathyrus sativus (Indian pea) is the source of this 1101-nucleotide messenger RNA. The record is from the annotation of a GenBank genome assembly. Lineage: Eukaryota; Viridiplantae; Streptophyta; Magnoliopsida; Fabales; Fabaceae.